Molecule: messenger RNA, 1546 nt
Organism: Coffea arabica (coffee)
Lineage: Eukaryota; Viridiplantae; Streptophyta; Magnoliopsida; Gentianales; Rubiaceae
Product: E3 ubiquitin-protein ligase APD2
Biological process (GO): protein ubiquitination; cell cycle
Molecular function (GO): ubiquitin protein ligase activity
Source: RefSeq, a predicted model, not a curated record
AGCACAGAAGGAUUAGUAGAGUAGCAAGUAAUACAGCAACUGGUCUCCUCCAUAGCGACUGGUCUCCUCUCCUCUCAGCCUUAGACAAACUCCAUUUCUUCCGCAUUGUCAAUAUCACCAACUGUUACAGUUUUCUACAAUCUUAAUAACCAAAUUGGGAAAAAAAAAUGCACAGAUCAGUUCUUGCAGCACAAAGCAAUCAUCAUCCUCGUCAUCAGUAUUCUCAGCGGUGCCAAGAGACUCGUGUUUGUCUCCUUGCUCCUUUAUCAAUUUGCCUUUGUGUAGCAAUUAGCAUGAGGUAUGGUUAUUAUGGGGAUUGUGACAUGCUGCUUGGACCUAGCUCGUCGCGAUUAUUUGAGGCCAAUUCUGUGUUUGUGAAGCAAGUUCACGUCACAGAUACUGAUAGGAAAGGAGUCGUUCUUUACGGGUUUUCGCAGAAGCCUGAGCUGAGCCUGGAAGAGAGUUGGAGUGUGUCAAAUUAUAUGAUUGUUGGAUCCUUCAGUCAUAAGGGAUUCUCGCUGUGGUUGAAUAAAGGUUCAAGAAUUCAGCUUGGACUGGAAGCAGAGAAAACUAGUUUGAAUCAACUUGAUGUAUCAGUAAGUAAAGGGGUGCGGAAUUAUGAGACCCUUCUGCCACCAAAUUCUCUAGGUGCUGACCUCUUUAAUUAUGAUACAGCUGGUAAAGCAGCUGAAUAUGUCAUUGAAGACGAUGAUAGGUACUGCAUCGGCAUCACUAAUUUGAAUCCUAGAAGCAUCAUGGUGGUAAUGCAUGUGAAUGUUUCUUCCAAAAUGUACGACAGCACAAAAGCAAAGAGCAUGUGUUCAACUGGAAGCGGGACAUGCCAUCUCAAUCUUCUUUUCCCAAUUACCCAAUAUGUAGUAGUGACUACUCCAAACAAUGGAGAUCUUGGCCAAUGGCAUGUUGAGCUUUCAUUCGUUGCUCGUCUUCUUGCCUACAUUUGUAUUUUAGGUGUUAUUGUUAUUGUCUUCUUUCUGCUGUUCAAAUUACUGGGAGCAUGUAAUGAGGAGAACCAUGAACCAGAACAUCCUGUAACGAGAGUUGCAGCUGAGACUGAACCUUUGCUGCCUGAGAAAGUCUUCAGAUUGCCAUACGGAACUGAUGAAGAAGACAGGGAGUCAAGCAGGGGUAGCUCUUCAGAAGACCUAUAUGAUGGCAAGAUUUGUGUCAUCUGCUAUGACAUGCCACGAAACUGCUUCUUUGUUCCCUGCGGCCACUGUGCUACUUGCCAAGAUUGUGCUAAUAGGAUCAUGGAGGGGGAAACCAGGGUGUGUCCAAUAUGCCGACGGCUCAUCCAUAAAGUGAGGAAAGUUAUUAUCCCUUAGAACUUGCCUUUCGUUUGAAAUAUUUCAUGAAAUUUGCUGUUGUGAGCAACUAUUUUCGUUGGUUCACGUUGAAGCCAGUCUCCUUUUACCCCUUGAAAUGCCAAAUGAAAAGGGAUAUUUAUAGCACAACUAAUUAUUCUGGGCAUGCCCAAAUCCCAAUGAGUGUUGCGCUUGAAUUUCCAUAAAAUUGGAUCUUCCAACCA